CCCGGCGCGCAACACUCUUCGAGAGCUUCACUGUCGCAUUCUUACCGACCGUUGACUGGCGUUGUGGGGUACAAAUACAUUCUACUCAAUCUUGAAGAAUCUUCGCCUUCGACAAUAGCACCAACGCUAGCACCGAUCACAACGCGAAACUCCAUCCGAAGCUUUCUUUUGUUGACCGAAUCCUGUACACCCGCGACAGGGGCAGAUCAACAUGGCGUCCAAGUCCAAAAAAACUCUGGCUCAAAAGCCGCAUGGUUACGAAUUCGGUGGACCCAUCGGCGCCUUCUUCAUCUCUUUCGGACUCCCGAUCCUCGUCUACCUCUUCAUCUUCAGCUGUAACGAUGUCUCCGGCUGUCCCGCGCCGUCCCUGCUGAGCCCCUCAACCCUGAAACUCGACCAACUGAAGCGUGAGGUCGGAUGGCCCGAGGAGGGCAUUUGGGGCCUGGGAAGCGUCAAGGUCACCGUUGCCGUCUUGGGAUACUAUCUUUUCAAUGCGCUCCUCUACCGCAUACUCCCUGGAGCCGAGGUCGAUGGUGUUGAGCUUGCUUCCGGUGGUCGUCUCAAGUACCGCUGCAACUCCUUUGCCUCCAGCAUGUUCAUCUUGACCGUCUGCCUCGCCGGCACCAUUGCCCAGGGCGCCGAGUUCCCCCUUUGGACCUUCAUCAUCGAUAACUACGUACAAGUCGUCACCGCCAAUAUCCUCAUCGCAUAUGCCCUGGCCAUUUUCGUGUACGUACGGAGCUUCAGCGUGAAGCCGAACAACAUGCAGCUACGCGAACUCGCUGCUGGCGGACACACGGGCAAUAUGGUUUACGACUUCUACAUCGGACGGGAGCUCAACCCCCGCGUUACGCUUCCCAUUCUCGGCGAAAUCGAUAUCAAAGAGUGGAUGGAAGUUCGACCUGGCCUGCUGGGCUGGGCUCUGUUGAACUUUGCAUGGAUGGCCAAGCAGUACCGGACCUAUGGCUUUGUUACCAACAGCAUCAUCUUCACCUCGGCAGUUCAGCUUGCGUAUGUGAUUGACUGCUGGUGGAAUGAGCCCGCGAUCUUGACCACCAUCGACAUCACCACGGAUGGCUUUGGUUUCAUGCUCGCUUUCGGCGAUCUCGUCUGGGUGCCGUUCGUCUACUCGCUGCAGACACGCUACUUGGCUGUGUACCCCAACUCUCUGAGCCCCUUGGAAAUGGCCGGCAUUGUUGGGGCCAUCGGCGUUGGCUUCUCCAUCUUUCGUCUGUCCAACAGCCAAAAGAACGCAUUCCGCAACAACCCCGACGACCCCAGUGUGUCCCAUCUCAAGUACAUGGAAACGAAGGCGGGAACUCGCCUCCUCGUCUCGGGCUGGUGGGGGGUCGCGCGACACAUCAACUACCUCGGCGAUUGGCUGCAAUCGUGGCCUUACUGCCUGCCCACCGGCAUGGCCGGCUACACGAUCGUUUCUGCCGGCACGGGAUACGCCGAAGCCGGACUCGAAGGUGCCUUCAAGAUGGCCGAUGGGCGCGAGGUUAUCCAGGGUGCCGCGCGGGGAUGGGCGAUCCCCAUCACGUACUUUUACAUUGUCUACUUCGCCGUGUUGCUGAUUCACCGUGAUCGCCGCGACGACGAGAAGUGUUCACGUAAAUACGGCGAGGACUGGGAGGAGUACAAGAAGAUUGUGCGUUGGAGAAUCGUCCCUGGUCUCUACUAAGAGCCCGCGAAAGGAUGGCAUGGCAAGUUUCGGGAAACAGGCCCGGUGAAAAGGGCACGAUGGAUCUGUCUUCGGGCCGUUUCUUCGAGUUGCGGGGAUCGUGGAGCCCGUGGGAAGCAUGACCUGGUCUAGGGCGUAAUCUGGUUCUACAUCGUGCAUCGUCCGGGUGGUGCUAGUCGUUGAGAACUAGGGUACGCAACCUCGGCAUUGGCGUCGUGCAACGGUUGUGCCUGUGGCGUUGAUUCGUCCAGGGCGGAUCUUACGGCGACAGUCUGAACUAUUACGUAGGUAGACAGUCUAUAGCGGUUACUGCAAGCUUCUUUUGCGCCUUGUCAACAAACGCAGCCACACACGUAGCGACGUCCCGACUUGGGACAGAUUUCGUGGCAAACAAGAACGUACGAACCCAUAAGUGAGACCGCCUCUCACGUGGUUAAGUGCAGGCGGAACGUUGCCUGUGUCUAUGUUGCCAGCAUGCGCUAGACAAGG
Molecule: messenger RNA, 2173 nt
Organism: Colletotrichum navitas
Lineage: Eukaryota; Fungi; Ascomycota; Sordariomycetes; Glomerellales; Glomerellaceae
Product: ergosterol biosynthesis ERG4/ERG24 family protein
Exons: 3
Coding region: 212-1684 (490 amino acids)
Biological process (GO): ergosterol biosynthetic process
Cellular component (GO): endoplasmic reticulum membrane
Molecular function (GO): Delta14-sterol reductase activity
Source: RefSeq, a predicted model, not a curated record